Messenger RNA from Leptinotarsa decemlineata (Colorado potato beetle), 5479 nucleotides. RefSeq lists its product as uncharacterized. Gene Ontology annotation, molecular function: protein dimerization activity. NCBI's taxonomy places the organism in Eukaryota, Metazoa, Arthropoda, Insecta, Coleoptera, Chrysomelidae. The record is from RefSeq and is a predicted model, not a curated record.
UCAAAAAAAAAUCCAAAAUCAAAAUCUGUCAAAAUAAUGUAAACAAAUACAAAAUUCGUACAAAAUUUCGAAUAAUCACUUCAGCAUUGGCGGAUUCUAAAUAUUAUUUGAUAAAUAAAUCGUGAUAGAUGGGCAAUAAUAUAUUGUUAUGCCAAGAGAGGCUAGUAAAUCUAGAGGAUGGGAAAAGAUACGUAGAAAUCGCCUCAACGAGGCAUUUGCAUCAUUAGCUAAGGUAUUACCAUGUUACGACCCUUCAGUAAACUUAACCAAAAUUGAAAUACUCACAAAAGCUACCUGCGCUGUUAAAGACUUACAAGAUGAAGUGAACAAAAUAAUAACUCCAAAUGCAGAGAACAAAUCGGAUACAGGUAGUUUAGUGAAUAAACUUCAAGAAAGAAUCAAGAAAUUAAUUGUCAGAAAUGAGCAACUGAGUAACUUGCUGAAGGAUGCUAAAAUUUCAAUCCCGAAAGAGGUUGGCAAUGUUAAAACGUUCACAGGAAAACUUCCGUGGUCCAAAAAAAUAUCUCCCGCACAAGCUAAACUUUUUCAGAAAAAUGAGAUGGAAAAAGAAAAUAUAUCUACUAAACUGGUGCAGGUCAAAAAGAAAAAGAAAAAAUUGGUGAAGGCUAACAGAGUUCCUAAACAAAGCACGAGUAUUGUCAAAAAGUCAGAAAAAAUGAAUUCAAGAAAACGAAAAUCAACAAAAGGAACUGCGUCUUCCACAGCUCGUGUAUUUGUCUUGCCACAAUCUGUAACAGUAGGUGGACUCAACCAACAAUGCUAUUUCAUAACUAAUCCUACAACUAUUUCAUCAGCAAAAUCAAAAGCUAUUACUUCAGGUUCACAAACGUCACAAAUAUCGAGCGCAACAUUUCCUUUAAUCAAUCCAAUAAAACCAUCCUUGGGUCCCGGAAUACUUAUCCUAGCUAAUGGUACGGUAAUACAGGUUUUAUCCAAAUCUCAGGUUAUCGUUUCGGAACCGUCUUUCAUUUCCAAACCCAUACGCAUACCAAAACCAGACGGAUCAAACAAUAGAAAAUCCAACGAGAAAAUUGAAAAUUCGGAGAUGAAAAAAUCUUUGAGUAUUCGACCAAAACCUUGUAUUACGAGAACAACUCAGGUAAAUAAAGUCCCCAUCCCUGCAUUGACGUCUCGUUAUGCUAACAACUAUUACUUGCUAGGUGAAACUAGCGAGAAAAAAAUGUGUGAUGGGAUCGCGAAUAAAAAUUCACCGAAAACCCAAGUGAAAGUGUCUGGUGCAAAAAGAAAAGCGAUGAAAAGAAAAGGUGAUGCUGGUUUUGGUAGUACCGCUAAAAAGUUGAAAAAUAAUACAAAUGAAAACGUAACUGACCCUGAAAUUGAAAAAGAUGUUGAGAAGCCUAAUGAAAAAAAUCCAUCAGAAGUUUUAACAACUUUUGUGUCUGAAGUCCCAGUCAGUGUAAAUAACAUUCCAGAUACUACUGCUACUACUGUUGCAGCUACAAUUACCAGUUCUAAUGUAACAAGUGAUACUAUCAAUGUAGAAUCUACAAUUACCAGUUCAAAUGUAACAAGUGAUACUAUCAACGUUGAAUCUAAAAUUUUAUUCAAUGUUGCACCAAUUCCAUUAUCUGAAGCAUCCAAUUGUGUAAAUAAUAUCCAGAACAAUAGUAAAAAAUUGGUUUCACCGGAAUUGUCAUUGUCGAUAACGGAAGUAGAAUCUGUGAUCCAGAGAGAUGAUGGGAAUGAUAAGAAGGAUGAUGAGAAGGAUACUACUGACGGUACUGAAAAUAAGACGAGAGAAAUAUGUCCAGAUAAUAACGAUGUUAGCAAUAAGAGCAUCUCAGCUUGUGGAAGCUCUCAAAUCUCCAACGCUUGCACCAUAUCAAACGUAAAUAAUUCUGUAACUGUUGACGUGCAUGAAGAUACUAUAAAAAAUCUGGAAUUGAAUCUGGAGCAUUCCGAGUUAUCUAAUGACAUAUUUGCAUCGUUACAAGUACCAACAGGAUGUCAGAAUCCCGAAUCCACUUCUCCCACCGCAGCCUUCUUACUUGCAUUUCCAUUGGUUUCGUCUGUUAAAGUUACCGAUGUUAUAGAUGAUGAUAACUCUGAAAGUCAACGAGAAACUCCUACUUUACUGCAGAUUGGAACGAUGGACUCUACAAAAACUAAACAUACCGAAACGUUAGCUAGCGGAUUACUUGCCUUGGACAGUUUUUCAUUUUUCAAUGGUAAAGAUGUUUAUGGAAACUUCUGCAAUUCGUACCCAUCUGAAACAAAAAAAGGGGAUGAAACUGCUGCAGAAAAAACUGAUACCUCGAAUAAACCUAAUGAUAUUUCUUCUCUACAAAUUUCUGAUCAGUUCACUGUGGAUGAGAUAGUCCACACUCUUCCUUCAAAUGUCCCAGAAGUCACAGAUAAUUCAAAAUUACACGAAAGUUGUUCAAAACAAUCAAAUAGUAUUAAUGAAAAAGAAAGAGAUGAGUUUAGAAAAGCAGAAAGUAUGAACAACUCAUUUAAUGAGAUACUUGUUGAAAAUCCUGUCAAAACAUGUUCAGAAAUUCCAAACAGUAGUAAAGAAGAUGAAAACGCUUGUCAUGAUAUUUCUGAAAAAAAUGGCAAACACGAAAAACAGUCUUGUGAAAAGCAACAUUUCAAAGAGAGUGAUACGUUGUGUCAAGAGAAACCCGAAAGAAAGUUACCAUCCAUUGAUAAUCCUUGUUCUGAAGGACUAAUAGUUAGAAAAAAUGAGACGUGCCAAUAUGAUAUCUAUUCAACAAGUCACGAGGAAACAGUAAAGCGAGAACAUAUUAAUGUUAGUAACAAUAACGGUAAUGCCAAAGUUUUUAGUGGAAGCAAAUUUGACGACAAGGUGAAAGAGGGUUACCAUGAUAAUUCACUGAGUGGCAUAAAAAACACACGAUGUGUUGUGAAUCAGAUAGAGAACAAAAAAUUACCCAAAGCACCAACUGAACAUUUUAGUAGCACUCUCAAAGAUGUACAUGUACCUAAAUCACAAAAUAUCUGCUAUAAUAACACAGUUCCAAAUCAAAAUAUUUCUGCUAAUGUGUUGAAAACCUCUGAAGGUGAUUGUAAAAAUAUCACAAAGAAUAUGUUGAAUGACAUUUCCUUUAUCUGUGACUCCAAACCAGAUUUAUCUAGAAAAAUUGUACCUGAUAUCGUACUACGUGAUUUUGAAAAUAUCCACAACAAUCUUAAAGAGAACAAGAACCUUGAUUUCAACACAGUUAAUAUGAAUCCCAUGAAUAUUUCUUCAACACUAAUAGAUAAAGGAGGCGGUUCACACUACAGUAGUUAUCAGUCCAAAUCAUCGAACAAGAUUGAAAUGAUUUCGUCCAAUUCAAUUAAAAAUUGUAACGAAAACAUUUCUAAUGCUAGACUUUCUGAAAAUACUCAUUUCAGUCUUUUUGAAUUGCCACCCAAAGACAUAACUUCGACUUUAAAUAAUUUCUCCGAUAAAAUUAGUAACAUAAGGAGUGUUGAUUUGAACAUUCAUCCAAAAACAGUAGUUGAUCAUCUUCAACAUCAGAAAAAACCAGAAGAUACAUCCCUGAAAACUUCUGCUCAGAAACCACAGAGUUAUUUUUCUGCAAGCUAUGCGGAUGCUUCCUGCAGUUUCAAUUAUAGAAGCAAUCCUGCAAAAAUGUGUCCCACGUGUUCGUAUAUGAACUUGAAUAAAAAUUAUCCCAAUCCACUUUAUACAAAUUGCACCAAUCAUAACUACAAUUACCCCGAAACAAAUUUCAACCAAAGUUAUUACAAACCUGUUAUUUCUCGAAGUGAAACCAAGUCUCAUCACCCGCUGAACUAUGAAAAUUAUCAGGAACAUAGGAAAAUAGACUAUACCUCAAAAUAUUACGGAAAUACCACGAACUAUAUAAAGGAUAAGAGAACGAAUAACGAUAAGGAAAAAUGUCUUGUUCAGAACAAGCCUGUCAACUGGAUGACAACUCCUGAUAAUCGAGUCCAACAGCCUCCCGAACCUUUUUUACCGACAUUCUCGAAUCAGUCUUAUUCCUUUGCUUCGUGCAAUACCGGUGAAACAGGAGACGCCAGCAGUAUUGAACCAAAGAAAACCGAUAUAGUUCCGUUGGCCCCAGAAGAUAAGCAAUUUUCUUGGUCCCCAACGAAAUUGCCGAACUUCUUGGACACCGCUGCUAGUUUCGUCACUCCGACAUUACCGACCCUGGUUGGGGAUUUGGCUUUGGGCAAUCCCCUCACGUUUGGGGAUCAGAAACCUGAAUGUAAAUAUCCCAAAGAACCUAAACGCAAAAUCGCAGCUUACGAAAACCCGGGUAACUUCUUGUCUGUUAGCCAACUAGUGGAUCACAAUAAAGUAGAGAACGUUCCGUCUAGAAUAGCGACUAGAAGGAAUAGCGGGAACCGAGCUAAGAACAUAAUACCUGCCAAGCAUAAAAAGUCUCCCAAGAAUGACCAGGAUAAAGCUAUUCACCUGAAACCUACACCAAACAACUACAAUAUGUUAGGAACAAAUGAAAUAUUUUAUGAGCAGAAAGUUAGAAACUUGCCUAAAAGUAUGCCGAGCAGCUAUUCGGCCGAGGCCUUAAUCGGAAACCAGGUGCCUGAAGUACCGAAAAAAUAUUCUUCCGGUACCAUCAAGCCGGUGGGAUCUUCAAAUUUUUUGACGGAAAAUAUCAUCAAUUAUUUUCCUGCUGUUGAUGACGGUUAUUUGUCUCAAAACCAAAAUAUGCUGCACUCCUUUCAAAACAAUACUUACAAUACCAACACCUUCGUCUAUGCCGCGCCCACUAUUUCAUCCACUCACGUUACUAGUAAUUUUGACUCAAUCGGGCAUGAAUAUGCGCACGAUAACUUCCUCCAUGUACCCAACACGGUGGUCAAAGACAGCAAGAUUUGUCCCAAUAAGAACUAUAGGCAGUCAACUAAGGAUGAAAAGAACGUGACUUACACGAACAACGUGAAAAAAUCGAGGAAGAAGCAGACCGAUGAGACUAAUAACGGCGGUUUCGAUUAUCCACUGCUAUCGAUGCAUGGCUCGACUAACUCUCCUAUUUUACCCGAUGAUUUUCAUUCCCAUUCAAAUUUCUUACCUCCUACUACACCCUACACUUCUAAAAAUUCCUUUUACCAGAGGCAAGGAAAUGAAUUCAACUCUGCCGCUGUGCUACCUUUGACGGGUCUUCAUAGAAACAACAUGCAGCACUCCGAACCACCUUCUAUGAAUGUGGCAGGAACCUCUUUAACAAACUUCAAUUUGAGCACCAUUUUCCCGGAAAUAAAUAAGGGUACAAUUUCAAACAUGUAUUCGGAUAACAGGAGUAAGGAGCAUUCUACCUCACAGCAAGUGCCCUUCAACAUUGAUCCCAAAUAUACGUUUCCCGUUUGAAAUAGGCUCAGUAUUAUAUUUGCAUCUGUUGAAUAGCUUAUGUUUGUAUAAUAUAUGUAAAUAGAUGAUAUAAAAGGAGUAAGCCUUCUUAAUAAAACAAUUUCGUCUGGA